AUGGUGCGCUCCGAUCAAAACACAAUUCCCAGCACCGUGAUCCUAGAGCCACCUGCACAACCCGAGCCACCUGGGCGCAAGGCACCGAGCAAUCCCCGUCCUGCUAAGCGACCAAAGAAAUCGACGGAGUCUGCGCAGACGUCUAGUCGCUCAGCUGCCAAGGCGCCGAAGAAGAAGACGAAGAACCAGCUAAACGAGAAAGCCAUGCAGCGGCGCCGAGAGCUCGCCGCCUUCGAUAAGAAUAAAUGGGAUACAGACACCGACGUAAACGCGGUAGAGCCGCCAUCGACAACGUCAACGCCUCUGCAUGCUGCUUCUGGUGCCGCUUCAGAAGGUAUACCGUUUGAUGAAAUGCUUAUAUUUUGUAUAUUAAGCAGGCCAAACCACCAGCAACACAAACAUGGUGUUGCUACGAACUCUAAUGCCGGCACAGACGCUACAGCCGCUACUGUUGCUGACGCGAAUGCUACAACCGUGGCCGCGAAUGCUGACAUGGAAGCUGGCCCCGGGCUGCAUGAAGAAAGUGCCGGCGAUCUUAGCGACGCCAGCGAGGCAGACGUGACGGCAGAUUCUCAGGACGAAGCCUACGAUCCCGACCAAGACGAUGACGAUGACGUCGGUAAUUCUACCAGCACUGCAAGGGAUGGAGAAACGAAGGAUGCCGACGCGCACGUCGUUUGUGACGAUACCACGCGCUUUGUUCUGCGAGAUCAAAGCGGGACGUCUCCGCUACGCUUUGACUACACUGAUGUCUUGGACCCCAACCUUGUCGAGCCCAGUGGCGACAACGGGCUUGACCCGAACGGAGAGUGCGAUGAAGACUCCGCCGAGGCUUCCAGUGAUGUUAGUGAUGUGGAUAAGUGA
Molecule: messenger RNA, 864 nt
Organism: Phytophthora sojae
Lineage: Eukaryota; Oomycota; Peronosporomycetes; Peronosporales; Peronosporaceae
Exons: 5
Coding region: 1-864 (287 amino acids)
Source: RefSeq, a predicted model, not a curated record